AUGUCUACCGAUCUCAAGCAACUCGAACAACUCCUCGCCGGAAAAUCAUACAUUGAUGGUUUCCAACCUACCUCUGCUGAUGUUGAGGUCUUCAAGGGUCUCGGCUCUGCCCCCGAAGCUACCUUCCCUCACACUUUGAGAUGGUACAACCACAUCAAAUCAUACGAAUCCGAGUUCGACUCUUUACCCAAGGGUACCAACCCUCUCUCCGCCUCUUCAUCUUCUGCCGCCCCCGCCGCCGAUGCCGAGGAAGAUGACGAGGAUGUUGAUCUUUUCGGAUCAGAUGACGAGGAAGAUGAUGCCGAGGCUGAGCGAAUCAAGGCCGAGCGAGUUGCCAAAUACAACGAAGCCAAGGCCGCUAAGACCGCCGAGAAGCUCGCUGCUGGUAAAACCCUCGAAGUUGCCAAAUCCGUUGUCACCCUCCAAGUCAAACCUUGGGAUGAUGAGACUGAUAUGGAAGCUUUAGAAAAGGAAGUUAGAGCUAUUGAGAAAGAUGGUCUCGUUUGGGGUGCUUCGAAAUUGGUUCCUGUCGGUUACGGUAUCCGAAUGCUCCAAAUCACCCUUGUCAUUGAAGAUGCCAAGAUCUCCCUUGACGAACUCCAAGAAGAGAUCGCCGAGAUCGAGGACCACGUCCAAUCCUCCGACGUUGCUGCUAUGCAAAAGCUCUAA
Messenger RNA from Kwoniella botswanensis, 669 nucleotides. RefSeq lists its product as uncharacterized. Gene Ontology annotation, cellular component: cytosol; eukaryotic translation elongation factor 1 complex. NCBI's taxonomy places the organism in Eukaryota, Fungi, Basidiomycota, Tremellomycetes, Tremellales, Cryptococcaceae. Bases 1 to 669 code for a protein of 222 amino acids. The transcript is spliced from 5 exons. Gene Ontology annotation, molecular function: translation elongation factor activity; guanyl-nucleotide exchange factor activity. Gene Ontology annotation, biological process: translational elongation. The record is from RefSeq and is a predicted model, not a curated record.